This is a messenger RNA of Pieris macdunnoughi, 1383 nucleotides long. NCBI's taxonomy places the organism in Eukaryota, Metazoa, Arthropoda, Insecta, Lepidoptera, Pieridae. The record is from the annotation of a GenBank genome assembly.
AUGGGAGAUAACUUUCAAAAUAAAACUAUGGCACCAGUUAUGAUGGACUAUGAGUUUAAAAUAAAAACACAGAAUGAACGUUCCAAAGUAGAAGAUUUGUUUGACUUCGAAGGUUGUAAGGUAGGCCGUGGUACCUACGGUCAUGUAUAUAAAGGCCGGCGGAAAGAUGGAUCAGACACUAAAGAUUAUGCCCUAAAACAAAUUGAAGGUACAGGGCUCUCCAUGUCAGCCUGUCGAGAAAUCGCAUUGUUACGAGAGUUGAAACACCCAAAUGUUAUUAACUUAAUCAGAGUAUUCCUAUCACAUACUGAUAGAAAAGUUUGGCUGUUAUUUGACUAUGCUGAACAUGACCUUUGGCAUAUAAUCAAGUUCCAUAGAGCAGCAAAGGCUAAUAAGAAGUCUGUUAUGGUACCCAAGGGCAUGGUUAAGAGUUUAUUAUAUCAGAUUUUAGAUGGCAUACAUUAUUUACAUUCCAAUUGGGUUUUACAUAGAGAUCUGAAACCAGCUAAUAUAUUAGUGAUGGGUGAAGGCCCAGAAAGAGGUAGAGUGAAGAUAGCAGACAUGGGAUUUGCAAGGUUGUUUAAUGCACCACUUAAACCACUUGCUGAUCUGGAUCCAGUAGUGGUAACAUUCUGGUACAGAGCCCCAGAACUGCUUUUAGGUGCUCGGCAUUAUACAAAGGCUAUAGAUAUAUGGGCAAUUGGCUGUAUAUUUGCAGAAUUAUUGACAUCCGAACCAAUAUUCCAUUGCCGUCAAGAAGACAUAAAGACAAGCAACCCAUACCAUCAUGAUCAACUGGAUAGGAUAUUCAAUGUCAUGGGCUUUCCUUUAGAGAAAGACUGGGAAGAUAUCAGAAAAAUGCCUGAACAUGCCACUUUAGUUAAGGAUUUCAAACGGUCUAACUAUCAAAACUGUUCACUAAGCAAAUACAUGGACAGACAUAAAAUAAAGCCUGACAGCAAAGCCUUCAGCUUACUACAGAGGCUUUUAUUAAUGGAUCCAAAUAGGAGAAUAACGUCGGAACAAGCUAUGCAAGAUCCAUACUUCUCCGAGGAUCCAUUACCAACUCAGGAUGUAUUCGCCGGAUGUCCGAUACCGUAUCCGAAGAGGGAAUUCCUCACGGACGACGAUCAGGACGACAAAAGCGAUUCAAAGGCCAGACAGAAUCAACAACAACAACCAAAUACUCAACAAAACCAGGUACAAGCGAAUAGUCAUGAUCACGCUGCAAACAAUGCGAAGAGAAUGAGGAUGUCCGGUCCAAACCAAGGCAACAACAACCAAGGUGGCGGCCAACAAGAGUUCCAUCAACAGCAACAGAUGAUGUACGGACAACAACAAAAUGCCAACCAGCAACAACAAAAUUUCCAACAGAGGUUUUGA